AUGAUUGUCAGUAAAAGAGGUUUGGCAUGGUUUGGGGCUCUUCUAUGGCUAGUUGUCGUAGUAACCCCCAAUAGAACAGAAGAUCAACCACCUGUCUCGAAGAGAGGCGGCUCGAAGUUCAUCCUGGAAACCAUACAGACCAGCUGUGACCACAAUUUUGUGGAAUACUUCCACAAGGUCCCGAAAACCGCCGCCUUGUACACUUUUCGGGUUGUCAAGCUGGCCCCCUCUUUCACCAUCGACAUUGCCACAAGAGUGCAGAAAACCAAGCGCAUUCUGUACAAAGUCGACAACCUAGACGGCUGUGGGUUCUUGAAGAACCCCCUCUUGUCUCGAAUAUUCGGCCCCGUGUACAAGAAGCUGAUCGUCAAUGGCAGCUUCUUUGGAUGUCCCAUUAAGCCAAAGGUGUACUUUCUCAAAAACGAAGGCACGGAGGCCAUGUUGCCGGCAUUUCAACCGCCCGGCAGGUACCAGAUCACCAUGAGGGUCAGAAUGAAAGAGAGCCACGAUCCAUUUGUAAUGGAAAUGCUUUGGGUUUACAAUGUAGUUAGGAUUAAAUGA
Drosophila bipectinata is the source of this 561-nucleotide messenger RNA. RefSeq lists its product as uncharacterized. NCBI's taxonomy places the organism in Eukaryota, Metazoa, Arthropoda, Insecta, Diptera, Drosophilidae. The record is from RefSeq and is a predicted model, not a curated record.